GGACGACCAACCACCCCACCAAGUCCUCGAGUUUACAACCUUCACGACAUCGACUCACUCACUCAAUCGCACAGAUACAAUGCCGAAGCCCCGUACAAAGCGAGGCGCUGGCCGCGAGGAGCGCAAACGCAAGCGUCGCGAAGAGGUCGAACCCCAGGACAACACUGAGAAGGAGUCGAAGCGCCAGCGAACCACCGACGAUGGCCAGGACUACGAGGAGGGCGCCACCGGCAUACACCAGAAUGGAUUCGGCGAGAAGGAGUUCUUCGGCAUGCUGGCCGAAGACGAGCAGGAGUACUUCCGCCGCGCCGACGAGCUCCUCGAGCUGAACCAGUUCCCGACCGCCGAUGAGCGCGACGUCUUCCUCCUGAACGUCUACAAGGAGGCUGUGGGCAAGGAGCUCAAGCUGGCCAGCAGCCAAUCGUGUUCGCGAUUGAUGGAGCGCCUCAUCCAGCUCGCAAACACGGCGCAAAAGAAGCACCUGUUUGAGGCCUUCGCCGGCCACUUCCUGUCGCUCGUACAGCACCGAUUUGCGAGCCAUUGCUGCGAGGCACUCUUCCUACGGUCGGCGGGCGUGGUGUCGCAGGAGCUGACUGGGUUUGUCAUGGAUACCAAGGGCGCGGAUGUGGAGUCGCAGAAGCCGGAAUCAUCCAUGGAAGGACUCUUUCUGGCAACACUCGACGAGUUGGAGGGUGGCCUGGGAUACCUGAUCACCGAUCGUUUUGCCUCGCAUACCAUGCGUGUUCUCCUCCUCGUUCUGUCCGGUCGACCUCUGGACGAUUCCUCAGUCAAGACCCUUAUCAAGAGCAAAAACAAGGAGAACAUCUCCGUUGCGGGAGGUAAUGCGGUGGAUGAGGCGAACAAGGGCAUGCGAGCGGUCCCCGAGUCGUUCAUGAUGGCAACCAAGAAGAUCAUCCAGGACUCAACCUCCGGCAUGGACGCCACCAGCUUGAGGGUCAUGGCCACACACCCCAUGGGCAACCCAACGCUACAGCUCCUCCUGGAGCUUGAUCUGACGCUCAACAAGGCUGACAAGACGUCAGAGUCCUCAGGGCCCACCCUGUUGUACCAGCUCCUACCUGGUGCUCCCCAGACUUUGACCGACGACUCGUCAGAGGCAUCCCAAUUCAUCAACAGCAUGAUUUACGACCAGAUUGGCUCCCGACUAGUCGAGACGCUCAUCACCCACGCCCCCGGCAAGAUCUUCAAGUCCCUGAACCAGAACGUCUUCCUUCCCAGGAUACAAGGAUACGUCCGCAACGACGUCUCGUCUUAUGCAGCCAUCCGAGUGCUAAACCGACUAAGCAAGGAAGAUCUGGUAACGGCCGUGGAGCAGAUUGCCCCCACCACCCCCCAGCUGGUAGCCAAAUCGAGGUUCAACGUCCUCAAGACUCUCUUCGACCGAUGCUUCGCUCGUGGUGCAAACGAAGAGAUCAAGAAACUCAUGAAGGGGCUCAAGGAAGGAGCCGGUGCAACACCGGCCGACUUGAUCAUCACUCUGUGCGGAUUCAAGGACGAUGAUAAGGAGAAGAAGAAGAAGAAGGAUAUCCAGCAACUCUCCAAGAACGAAUACGCCAUCCAAUCUCACGGCGCACAACUACUCACCACCAUCCUCGCAAUUCCCGGCCCCACCAAGGGCGUCCAGGAGUCGCUCCUCGCCAUUUCACCAGAGCAUCUCGUCCGUCUUGCCACCACAUCAAUGCCGACCGUCACCGUCCUCACCGCCGCCCUAGCGACACCCUCUUCAAACCCCGCCUUCCACAAGUCCAUAGUCAGCGCCCUCCUGCCGCACAUCCCCGAGCUCGCCGUCUCGCAGUUCGGCCACAACCUCAUCAACGCCAUCGUCGAGGUGCCCAGCAAGGGCAAGGAGCGCAGCAUCCCGUUCCACAUGAAGGAAAGCAUCAUGUCGACGCUCGGCCAGCACGAGGGCGAGCUGCGAGACAGCUGGAUGGGCCGGAGCGUGUGGAGGACUUGGAAGGGCGACACGUGGAAGACGAGGCGCGGAGACUGGAAGGUCUGGAUGAGGGAGGUCGACGUCCAGCCGGAGCCCAGUGCUCCCGCCAAGGGAGCCAAGGGACCGCGAGGAGGCAAGGGCUUUGAGAAGCCGCAGGGAGACGAGGGGUGGAGAGAGAGGAGAAGCAAAAACAAGGAGAGGAGCGAAACUGUUGAGAAGGCCGAGGCCGAGCAAUAAUCGGAGCUGAUACCCGGAAGGUUGAUGGGCAAAAAAAUAUACAAUCACCUUGGCACAGGAGAGUAAAAACUAGAGCGCGUUAGGACAUUAAUGCGAAUGUAACAUCUUAUUAUCACAAAUCGCUAGCUUCUUGAAUACGCUGAAAGCAUG
Messenger RNA from Ilyonectria robusta, 2341 nucleotides. RefSeq names its product armadillo-type protein. Gene Ontology annotation, molecular function: RNA binding. Gene Ontology annotation, cellular component: 90S preribosome; preribosome, small subunit precursor; nucleolus. The record is from RefSeq and is a predicted model, not a curated record. The transcript has a single exon. Gene Ontology annotation, biological process: endonucleolytic cleavage to generate mature 5'-end of SSU-rRNA from (SSU-rRNA, 5.8S rRNA, LSU-rRNA); endonucleolytic cleavage in ITS1 to separate SSU-rRNA from 5.8S rRNA and LSU-rRNA from tricistronic rRNA transcript (SSU-rRNA, 5.8S rRNA, LSU-rRNA); ribosomal small subunit export from nucleus. Lineage: Eukaryota; Fungi; Ascomycota; Sordariomycetes; Hypocreales; Nectriaceae. The coding region runs from base 80 to 2191 and encodes 703 amino acids.